UGUUGAAGGAAAUUCUAUGUAGUGUGCUAUCGUUUAUAUAGAAUAUGUAUUAGGGUCAUUCCUAUGUAUACUAUGUAAUUUGGGCCUGUUGACCCGUACUUGUAAACCCUAUUCUAUCCCUAUUUAUAGGGGCAUUCGGUAAUGAAACUCUACGAUCAAUUCUCCCUACAACACGUUAUUAGCACGAGCCUAACCUAACCUAGCUUUCUCUUUCUUCGCUCCCAUCUGCGUUCUCUGCUCCGCCUUUGGUAGCACUCAUAGCCGCAGCAUCUACGCUGCUCCACCUUUUCCGUUCUUCCAGCUGUCGCUAACAGCAUAACCCAGUGCCAAGAAAACUCAGUUCGCCGCCCCUUAACCUGCCACGCUACCAGUCAAUCACUACCGCAGAACCCCAGACGCCGCCCGCCAAAUCCGUUGAUAAAAGUCAACGCCGUUCAUUCUGUUCCUCAAGUAGCACGAAUCCAGAUGGCUCUAGAACGAAGAUCCAUAACGAAGCUCGCCCGAUAUUGCUCGCCGUCUGCCAAAGAAGGCAGACACCCGCCAACCGGAUCUGCUGCUAAAGGCUGACACCCGCCCACCGGAUCUGACGCUGAACGAAGCCGCCCGCUGUCGCUCGCUGCUCGUCCAGCCCGCCAUCGCACGCUGUUCCCGAUCUGUACAAGGAUCCCUGUUCACGCUUCGCUAUGCAAAGUCUCAUCUUCAACUUUGAGAUCCAUUCUCGCCGCAGGAGGCGUUGUCCUUCUUAAUCUCUUCACAGGCCAUCCUUAGAGCUUCCAACUGCAUCAUCUCAUUAUUGCACCGGUCAACGACGAAAAGCUUCGCCUAGAAUGAUACUUGCCAGAUCUACCGAGAAUGGACUGUUGUACCAUCUUAAUCAAUAAAGCUCCGAUGUCCUCGCUCAGGGCUUAUCAACGCCCACAAAAGGCCGAUGCCCACCCGCCAGAUCUGCCACUGAACGAUGCCGCCCGCCGGAUCUACCGCUGAAGGCCAACGCCCGGCAACAGGAUCUGCCUCUGAAUGACGAGGCUUGCACGAUCUGCUACUAGAGGAUCACCCCCUGCUACUGGAGUAUCUAGCACUGCCGCCUCUCAUCACGCAAAGCAGUAGCCCGCCGGUCAUACAUCAUUGCUUUGCGUUGCUUGAAAUCCGUGGAAGGCUUCACAAGGGGCUAAAAAAAUGGGCCAAAUUUACAAUGGCCACAAAUUGCAAUCUCCAGUGGCAGAUAGAUUCCUUCAUUUCAGUAUUCGUAAUUGCUUGGGGCAAAGGAGUGGCAUAAAUGAAAUUAACCGAAAUAGGAGGCUGAUGUGCAUCUUUAGUUUAAUAGUUAUCUGAGUCGCUAAUCUAUAGAAACCGACAGCCAUGGAUCUCCCAAAACCAAAGAAGAGAAGUAACCGCCUCCUCUUAAAGCAGAAGAAAGAAGUAGCUGAAGAUGAGCCCAAAAAUAUAUUUGGUCAUUUGCCACCAGAAAUCGCCAAGGACAUUCUCUCGAGGCUUCCCAAUGUCAAAUCUAUUUUCCAGUUCAGGUCUGUUUGUCGUUCCUGGGAACUCUGGUCUCAUGAUUCCCAUGUUUUUCGUAUGCACUUCUCUCGGAGUAGUAGUAGUACAAGGUCAAAACUUCUCUAUUUCUAUUCAUCAUAUAAAAACGAACUCCACUUUGUCGAAUUCUCUGAUAUUAAUGAAGACGGAUUGAUUGCAAGUAAAAUUCAAAAUGCAUUUGUUGAUCUUACACCAAGAGCGUUUUCGGUUCUCGGCUCAUCCAAUGGCAUUAUGAUCUUACAAGAUCUGCAUAAUUGGAGAUGGAACUGCCUAUAUAAUCCAUUCACAAGGGACUAUAAACUUGUACCUGAAAUUGAUGGUUCUUCAUCUUAUUCGUAUUGGUGGGCUGCUUGCCAUCCACUUACCAACGAUUACAAAAUAUUUGCUAUACGCCCCACUUAUGAUUUGGACGAAUUUAGGUCAAUAGCCUAUGUAUAUUGUCUGAGUAGGAAUGAGUGGACAAGAUUAGGAGAGUUUUCUUUUAAAGUAGAAGAUCAGUCGGAAAAUCAAGGAGUUUUGGUGAAUGGGAAACUCCACUGUCUCACUGUUCAAAACAAAGGGAAAUUGACUCGUUUUCUUAAUAUUACAUCGAUUGCCAUCAUGGAUUAUUCUGUCAAGGAUGUUCCCAUGCCUGUGGAGGUUAUAUUUCGAAACAGUAAAAGAUCUCAACUUGCUGUUUUAGGGGGGUGUUUGUCGGUUGGUGUAAGAAGAGUUGAUUCAAGGAUGCAUAUUUGGGUGAUGAAAACAUAUGAAGUGGAAUCAUCUUGGGUGAAGCAGUAUGUUUUUGGGGCCGAAUUUCUCAAAUUUGAUCGCAAUUGGAGGACCCGUGGUGAAGAAAUGUUACGGAUUGUAUGCCUUCUUAACAAUGAGGAAAUCUUGCUAGCUUACGAUGGACAUGGGCAAGGAAAUUUGAUUUCAUACAAUGUUGUUACUAAAGGUUAUAAGACUCUCACUUUUGGGAGAACGUUGCCAACAACGUCAUUUAGAUCAACAGUUGAUACGUGCUGCUGGUCAGCUUAAAUUCACACUCACAUUCAUUUAGUGCUUUCUUGCUCUGGAAAAGAAGCAUUUUUCAUCUGGCCUUUCAUUGUUUCAAUCUUAAUGUCACAGCAGUAACUGCCUGCUAUUUUAGGCUCUGAUGUUUUUGGAGUAGGAAACAGCUUAAAAGAAAUCGGUGUGGGGAAUUAUGAAAUAUGGGCUGGCUGUAAUGUGUUCUUCUUGAUGCUGGACAGGACCAUGGACAACUUCUGCUUGGUCAUAUUUUUGUAAUGUUUAGUAGUCCGUAUAUGGUAAUGAUGUUCUAAAUAAUAAUGUUUGAAGCUCCAUGUUUUUAAAGAUGUCUAAUUUUGUGUUUGUAUUUUUAUAAUUCGUAUAACUCAUAAUAUCCCCAUUCUGAAAUAAUUGCAUCGAGUUGAAUUUGUUAUUCUUCAUACACUCUACUUUGAUUACAUGUUACUUAAUAAUGUAUUAGAAUUGAAAUUUUA
Molecule: messenger RNA, 3020 nt
Organism: Cuscuta epithymum
Lineage: Eukaryota; Viridiplantae; Streptophyta; Magnoliopsida; Solanales; Convolvulaceae
Source: the annotation of a GenBank genome assembly